AACGCUCUGCAGUUCCACCAACAGCUGCUAUUUCACUGCCAGUAAAUGACAGAGUAGUAGACAAAAUGAUCGAACGAAGCACCGUGUUAGAAGAACGUGACCAACUCACCAUUUAUCGCCUUCCUUUAACAAAGUCUGCCUCUUCUUCUUCCAGUUUUAUAAAAUACCGGCUGGGGCACGAAGACUCCCGAUUCUCUCACAAAGUGAUCAUGGUGAUGGGAGCAACAGGAUCAGGGAAGACAACCCUGAUCAAUGGGAUGAUCAAUUACAUCCUGGGAGUAGAGUGGAAGGACCGUUUCAGGUUCAAGCUUAUCCAUGAAGAGACCAACAGAAGCCAAGCUCAGAGCCAGACUUCCGAGGUAACCGCCUAUGAGAUCAAUCACUUAAAUGGCUUUCAGAUUCCCUAUAACUUAACUAUAAUUGACACCCCAGGAUUUGGUGACACCAGAGGAAUAGAGAAUGACAGACUGAUAACAGAGAAGAUCCGGGAGUUUUUUUCCACUCCAGGCGGCAUCGACCAUAUUGACGGUGUCUGUUUCGUGGUUCAGGCCUCUUUAGCUCGCUUGACACAAGCUCAGAAAUAUGUCUUUGACUCGGUGCUUUCCAUCUUUGGGAAGGACAUAAAAGCUAACAUCCAAAUCCUAGUCACUUUUGCAGACGGACAGUUUCCCCCUGUUCUUGAAGCCAUUUUAGAGUCUGAGGUGCCCUGUGCUAUGGAUGGAGACGGCAACCCUGUUCACUUCAAAUUCAACAAUUCUGCUUUGUUCGCCAGCAAUUCUACAGCGAAUGAGACAAGUUUUGACUUUGAUGCAAUGUUCUGGAAAAUGGGAGCUGUGAGCAUGGAGAGGUUUUUUGCGUCUUUGCACAAUUUAGAGCCUAGAAGCCUACGGAUGACCAAAGAGGUGCUCCAGGAACGGAAGAGGCUGGAAACGGCCGUGCAGGGGCUGCAGCCGCAAAUCAAAGCCUGUCUGGGGGCUCUGGAAGCACUAAGAAAGACACAGCAAGCUUUGGAGCAGCGCAGAGACAAGAUGGAUGCCAACAAGAACUUUGUGGUUGAGGUUGACAAACCAGUGACCGUGAAAAUAGAGGUCACUGAUGGAUUCUUAACUAAUUGCCAGACAUGCUACUUCACAUGUCACUAUCCCUGUGCCUAUGCCAGUGAUCAAGACAAGCGCAAAUGUUCUUCAAUGGAUACAAGUGGAAAAUGCACCGUUUGCCCCGGGAAAUGUGUGUGGAACGUACAUUACAACCAAAAGUACAAGUGGGAGUACAAAACUGUAAAGGAGGAGCAAACAUAUGCCCAGAUCAAGGAGAAAUAUGAAAAAGCCUGUGGGGAAGUGAUGACAACAGAGAAAAUCUUUGAGCAGCUUAUCGAGGAAUAUGAGGAUGUGGAAAAUGUAGUGCUCGAACUGAUUGAGGAAUCGUCUCACAGUAUUGAGCGCUUGCAGGAAAUUGCCUUAAAGCCCAACCCGAUGGCAACUCCAGAACACAUUGAUUUACUGAUUGAAAGUGAAAAACAAGAAGCUACGCCUGGAUUCCAAGAUCGCAUCAAGGCACUCGAGGGGGUGAAAGAAAUGGCUGUGAUUGUGAACAAGAUUGCCAGAGGCGAACGACUGCUUCCAUCCGAGCAGAAAGCAGCCCACAAGUGUAAAGCCAAACCAUCUAACAGCAAAAAACUGUUCAAUUAUUUUACAAGUUGGCUUCCCUCUAUGAAAAGUGACUCACGUUAA
Messenger RNA from Elgaria multicarinata webbii, 1730 nucleotides. RefSeq lists its product as uncharacterized. The record is from RefSeq and is a predicted model, not a curated record. The coding region runs from base 66 to 1730 and encodes 554 amino acids. NCBI's taxonomy places the organism in Eukaryota, Metazoa, Chordata, Lepidosauria, Squamata, Anguidae. Gene Ontology annotation, molecular function: GTP binding. The transcript has a single exon.